AUGGAUCAGAUUGUCCAAAUCCGGAUAAUCUUUGGAGAGCAUAGCCGGGGUGGAGUUGGUGCAGUUUCACCGUUACAACCCAUGCCGUGUGAGAUGGUAUCUCGGUGCGCUUUUGGCUUUCUUUUGAUGAUAGUUUACUGGAUGAGUGAAGCACUUCCGCUUCCGGUGACUUCCCUUUUACCAAUUGUGCUAUUUCCUAUUUUGGGAGUAGCCCCUCCCAAAAUACUAGCCGUUCAGUAUUUUAAGGAUGUCAGGUUUAUGUUGAUGGGAGGACUGCUGGUGGCGCUCGCCAUAGAGAAAAGCAAUCUUCACAGACGAUUUGCUCUGAAACUUCUUCUUCUGUUUGGGGUCAGACCUAAGAGACUUUUGCUGGCCUUUGCGGUAGGCACGGGCUUCCUGUCCAUGUGGAUUUCUAACACGGCGGCCACAGCUAUGAUGCUUCCCAUAGCCAGAGCCGUCCUGUGUAGACUCCUCAAGAUUCAGUCCAGAAAGAAACGAGCAGUACACGGUGCUACAGAAGCUCUACUGGGCAGUGACCCACAGCCGAACGAACAAAGCAAAGUCAAUGAAAUGGCGUUAGAAGAAGGUCUACAGAACGCAAACAGUAUUAGAGAAGGCAUUACUAAGAAUGAUAUGGUCGUUGAUGGUCUUAACUACGAAGACGACGAUGAUGAAGAAACAGACUUCUCAAAUCUAGACCCAGAAUCAAAGAACCUGCUAAAAGCCGUCUGUCUGUGCGUCUGUUAUUCUGCAAACUGCGGUGGGAUUGGAACACUGACUGGGACAGGAAAUAACCUGGUAGCAAAAGGUUACAUUGACAAACUCGAAGGCGGAAUGAUUACCUUCACAUCGUGGAUGAUAUUCUCAUUUCCGGUGUCAGCCAUUGGUGUUUUCCUGGUUUGGCUGUGGGUGCAGAUUGUAUUUCUUGGACCAAGUUUCGCUGAGCGUGUUGUUCUGUGCCACUUCGUGCUGUUGAUAAUACUGUGGAUCACACGCAGUCCUGGAUUCUUCUCUGGAUAUGUCGAGCUCUUCAACAAAGGGUAUAUGUCAGGGGCGGUUCCUGCCAUUUUGAUUGCCGUCAGCCUAUUCAUUUUCCCAGUAAGGCGACCGAACAGCUGGUGCUUUCGUCGUAAAGGAGAUACCAGUAUUCCAACGGAGACACCAGGUAUCUUGCAGUGGUCAGAGGUCAGCAAGACUUUUCCCUGGGGGGUUAUCUUUCUUAUUGGCGGUGGAUUCGCCCUUGCUGAGGCAUGCCAGAUAUCUGGGUUAUCCCGAGCCGUGGCUUUACAACUGUCUUUUAUUGGAAAUCUCCCGCUCUGGUUGGCUAGCCUUGUUGUUAUAACAUUGACGUGCUUAGCAACAGAAAUAACCAGCAAUUCCGUCAUAACAACCUUAUUUAUGCCAAUAUUAGCCGAUCUGGCCAUCUCAAUGAAAGUACACCCUUUGUACUUCAUGUUGUCAUCUGCAGUGUCAGCUUCGUUCGCAUUCAUGUUUCCCGUUGCCACGGUUCCCAAUGCUCUGGUCUUCGCAUACGGUGACGUCAGAGUUGUGGAUAUGAUGAAAACUGGAGCCAUUUUAAAUAUUGUCAAUAUCUUCUCUGUGGCAAUGGCUAUCAAUACAUGGGGAACAGCAUAUUUUCAUCUAGAUCAGUUUCCUGACUGGGCUCAAAGGAUGUACAUUGAAGCUGUUGAGCCAGGCCUCAAUGGGACAACAACACAAAUACACGGACUUGUAUACAACACAUCAUCUAGUAUCUUAUGACAUUCUAGCAUGACACGUUAAUAUGAUGCAGCAACUGAUGUCUAAAAAUAGUGUUUUCUGCAUAGGGCAGAGAAUGUUACGUCCCAUUUUAUAAGUUUAUACUUUAAUAACCUCUAUAUUUAAAGAAUAUUCGAAGUAA
This is a messenger RNA of Gigantopelta aegis, 1900 nucleotides long. RefSeq names its product solute carrier family 13 member 5-like. Gene Ontology annotation, cellular component: membrane. Lineage: Eukaryota; Metazoa; Mollusca; Gastropoda; Neomphalida; Peltospiridae. The coding region runs from base 1 to 1761 and encodes 586 amino acids. Gene Ontology annotation, molecular function: transmembrane transporter activity. Gene Ontology annotation, biological process: monoatomic anion transmembrane transport. The record is from RefSeq and is a predicted model, not a curated record. The transcript is spliced from 13 exons.